AUGAACAAAUUAAAUUUUGAAAAAAAAAAAAAAAAUGGGAAUACAAGUGAAUGCGAAAAAAGUCAAGAUUCUGACGAUGAAAUAAUGGUAGUUAAUAGAAAAAUAAAAUCUAAGAUUUACCUAACACCAGAUAAAAAAAAAAAAAAUGAGGUUAAAAAUAAUCAUCAAGUAAAGAAAAUGUAUACUAAUAUAUUUCAAUCAAAUGAUAAUAUCAAUAAUAAAGGUACAAACCUUCGUUCCAUAAAAAAUAUGUCUUCUUUUCAUGCUCAUAAUAAAGAUAAUAAAUUAAAUAAAAAUGUAACUUCAAUUAUUAUGGACCAAAAAGAUAAAAACGACAUGAACAAGUCAAGUAAAAAAAAACAUUCUAAUAAAACAACUUUUGAAAAUAUCAUGAAAAAAGAAAUAAAUAAAUUAGAGUAUGAUAAUAAAAAAGUAGAUAUAUGUGAACAAAAUGUAGAAAAAAAAGAAAAUGAAUUAAAUAAUAAUAAAAUAUAUAUUUCUGAUGAUAUAAAAAAGGAAGUGGUCAAAAAUAAUCAUAAUAAUAAUUAUUCAGGGGAUCAUAAUAUUAUUAACGAAAUUAAAAAUAAAAAUAUAAAAAAUAAUAUUAAUGAUUAUAAUACCUCAUAUGGUGAAAUAAUAAAUGAGGAAAAUGUUAAGUGUGGACAAAACAAUUCUACCAAAUAUGUAAACGAACAAAAUCAUAAUAAUUUUUAUUAUAAUUCUGAAAAAAAUAAAGAUGAUUCUUAUACAUUAAAUGAUAAUAUAUCAACAAAUGAAGACAACAGCUAUAUAAAUAUACAAAGCUCUUCUCUUAUAAAAUUUGAUGAUUUUGCCCUUGAAGAAAUAAAUAAAGAAUUAGAAAAGAUUAUUGAAGAGGAAAAUGACAUACAAGAAAAAUUAAUUUAUUUGACAGAUAAAGAAUUAGAUAUAACGAUAAAAUUAAAAAAUAUAAAGCACAAGAAAAAUAUACAAGAAAUAGAAAAUAAAAAAAAAGAAUAUCAAGAUGAAUAUCCAACAUAA
Messenger RNA from Plasmodium gaboni, 1020 nucleotides. RefSeq lists its product as hypothetical. The record is from RefSeq and is a predicted model, not a curated record. The transcript has a single exon. Lineage: Eukaryota; Apicomplexa; Aconoidasida; Haemosporida; Plasmodiidae. The coding region runs from base 1 to 1020 and encodes 339 amino acids.